CCACUGAAAAAAAGAGAUGAAUACACAAUCAUCCACUUUGAUCGAAGUUUUCACACAGUCUCAUCUGAGGCUGCUCCAACAAGGAUGCACAUGUGAAAGCUGCAAACUGGAUUAAACUUGAGGCUGAGCAGUGGAAGGACAUGGAAGCUGUGUUUACACUGUUGCUGAUGCUGCUCGGAGUCUCUCACGGUGUGGAGACCCACUGUGAUGGCAGACGGGAUGAAGCUCAGUGUUAUGGAGCUGUGGGAGGAACUGUGUUCAUUCGGCUGAUGGACACAAUCCCAUCAAGAUUUACUUUGCAGAAAAACAAAACAAGAAUUUUGCGCUGGAGAAAUAAAGCACUUUCUAUUUUUGAGAUGAAAAACAGAUUAUCCUUUGAUGACAGUUAUGGGACAUUAAGAAUCAGUAAUCUGCAGAAAAAUGACAGUGACAAAUAUUCACUUGAAAUUCAAGAUUCAAAUGGAGCUGCGGUAGAGAAUCGAACUCUAAACUUGUCCAUUCAAGCUCCCUUGUCCUCUGUCACGUUGGUGAAUGAGUGUUUGUCCCAGGGAGAGAUGAGGAUGUCCUGCACCACUGAGGGAGGGGGGGACAGUCCUCAGUACAGUUGGACUCUGGAUGGACACACACUGACACAGGAUGAGCUCCUCUCUGGAAAUAAGGACACUGACAUCAUCGUUCUGAGACAGGACAUGUCAGGACUCCUGGUCUGCUCAGUCAGUAAUCACGUCAGUAACAUCUCCAAAGACAUGAGGAUACCGACCUGUGUUUUCAUCAACUGCACCUUAUCCAAUGGGACGCACGUAUCACAGUGGGUGUUUGCAGCCACUAACACACUGUGUGUUGAGCCCACCACGGUCACAGACACUACUGCUGGUAAGAGGACAGAGUCAGUCACACUCUCCAAUAAUAUCACAUCCUCCAAUCAAACUGUGACUCCCUCCAGAGGUGAUGACCCGUGGUUCAUUAAGCAUUUGCCAGUGAUGGCUGGUGUACUUUCAGCACUGGCACUUCUCUUAGUGCUUGGUGUAUCUGUCAUUUGUGUUCAGAAGAAAAAGAAAACAAGUGCCAAAGAGGAAGAGGAUGAACAGGAAUUAACCUAUGCAGAUGUCAGGGUUGUGCAGAGGAGGCAGGUACAGCAGAGUGACGAGGGGGAGGUGGAGUACGGACAAGUCAGGAUUUCAGAGCGACCUCAGCAGGCUGUUGAACGAACUACAGACGACUGUGUCUACGCUCAGGUGGUUGUCAAGAAUCAAAAGGGACAGUUGCAUUAAUUUAACACAUUCUUGUUUUCGUAUAAGCAUUUUGAAAUCCUUAUUAAAAAACUGUAAAGUCAUGUCUCUGUGUGCCAUCAGGGCAUUUAUGUUGGUCAAUCAUCUUUUAAUUUACUGUAAAUGUAAAACAUACGUGGUGGGAUUAAUUGAGGAACGAGUCGUGUGUCUAUGUGUGAAGAUAAGCGAGAUGUAAAAUUGCUUUUGAAAAUAAUUUGUUCUUAUGACUCAUGAUUUAAGAAUUUUUUUUUAAGAACUGCUUUUCUUGAUGUGUGAACUUUGCAGUCUUACCACAAGGUUUAUUUAGGGUUAGCACAAUUUAGGGACUUCUAUUAUUACUUAAGUCUGUGAAUUAGCAACAUAGAUUUUCGUCGUUCACAGGGUUUUUCUCCUUCACUGAAAUAACGAGACGUUUGUGAGGAACAAAAUGUAAUCCAAGUUGUUAUUUUUUUUUCUUUUUUAAAUGGACAACAUUUAAACAACCUGUUAGUUUUGUCAGGUUGAAAAUUACAAGCUUCAGUCUGACUGUGUCACUUUAAUCAUUCUGAUUUUAUUCUUUUCUAAAUUUAAAGUGUGACGGAGAACAUCUGUUGCUUAAAGGUUGCAGCUAUUUGUCUGCAACUGAGUUCAGGGAGGACGCGAUCAAGAUGAUUCCCGCAAGUCAUUAGUGACUCGUCUGCACAUUCAAGAUUCCCAGGUUUUAUUGUCUGAGCUUGUGGCAAAUAAAAACUUUGAACCCGGUGUGCAGAGGUUGAUCGCUACAGUCUUCUCUGCACACGCCUGCCACUCUAAGGAUAGACCACAUUUUAUAGCCAAACUAACGCACAAGAUGCUUUUACUUUUGAAAUAUGAUGUCUCUUCUAUUUCUUGACACUAGAAGUUACAACCAUAGCUACAUUCAACAACAUCCUGUUAUCUGUUUUCCUGUGGCAAGUUUUCAGUCAAACCUUUGAUUCUCAGGCAGGGCACGUUUAUUUUUCUCAGCUCACUUUUAUCCACUAAUACUCUUCAGCAGCUGCAACAUUAGCCACAGUUUUUACAGAAUGAUUUUCACGCUUACAAAUGUGUUUGAUAUAUUCAAGACCUGUGUUUUUUUAUUAGCUCCUCUCUGUUCCAUGUGUCUGCUUCACCAUUGCUUUGCAACUUUUCUUCUAAGGUGCAAUGUGUUCACUUAUAAAUAGACGUAUUCAGUAUGUCUUAAUUUAGGCGUUACUUCUCUAUUUUGCAGUUAAGCGAAAACACUUUAGUGGCUUAAAGUUAUUUACUGUGCCUUUAUCCGAAGACAGAGGUUACACAUUUGAUUUGAUAGUUUGGGGUUAAAGGUUGACAAUCAUGAACUACUAUUCAGCUAAAUCAAGGCACCAUAAAAUAGAUGUUUAUGGCACAUGAUGGGCGUCGUGUCCUUAACCAGCUGCCUGAGAUCCUGAACUCGAACUGAGCAAAUAAUUUACAACAGAGGAGAAGUGUAAUAAACCGGCAGCAACAAUCCAGUCUCCUUUUUGCCAUGUGACUGCUUACUUUGCUCAAUAUGAUCACUGAAAAUGUAAAAAAAAAAUAGUUAAGGAGUGUUUCAUCUGUUAACCUUUUAUUGUGUGCAUGACACAGUAAAUCUGAAGACAGUACGUUGGAUAAUUGUACCUGAACUCAUGAUAGGUACAUUUGAAACACAACACAUUUCUUAUUUUUUUCCUCAUAAAAACCCGAUGACUGUCACACUGUCACGACACGUCAAUGUGAGCUUGCCACGCAACUGCACACAAUAAAGGUUUUGAGUUGUGCAA
Messenger RNA from Solea solea (common sole), 3049 nucleotides. RefSeq lists its product as uncharacterized. NCBI's taxonomy places the organism in Eukaryota, Metazoa, Chordata, Actinopteri, Pleuronectiformes, Soleidae. The record is from RefSeq and is a predicted model, not a curated record. Bases 141 to 1271 code for a protein of 376 amino acids. The transcript has 6 exons.